UUUUAAUUAAGUCAGUGAAAAGAAAUCUUUUCCUUCAUAAAAGACAUUGGACAUUUAAUGCGUUGGAUCCGCAACUUAUGUAUUGUCGCGGUGUGAUCAGUUUUAUGAAUUGUUAGGAUGUUGUUUCUGAUUUUCCUUUGUUACUUGUUGCCGCUAUCUUUUGGGUUAUUGGUGAGACAUUUUCCUGUUUCAUCGGUCAAGAAGUCGGAGUUCACCUAUGAAACUAAAUACUUCAGUACGAAGGUUGACCAUUUUUCUUUUGUUAAUGAUCAAGAGUUUAAAAUUAAGUACCUUAUUAACAACAAGUCCUUCUCAUCCGGUGGCCCAAUCUUUUUUUACACAGGAAAUGAAGGUGCUAUAGAGACCUUCGCGGAAAAUUCAGGCUUUAUCUGGAAACUGGCAAAGGAACUAAAUGCUUCAGUUAUUUUCGCAGAACACAGGUAUUAUGGAGAGUCUCUUCCAUUUGGAAACUCCUCUUUUAAGGAUCGUCAGCAUUUUGGUUACUUGACUGCAGAACAAGCAUUGGCUGAUUAUGUGCUUCUUAUCAAUCAGCUUAAGGCUAAUUAUUCAUGCUUCGCUUCAUCACCUGUAAUUGCCUUCGGUGGAUCUUACGGUGGUAUGCUAUCUGCUUGGAUUAGGCAAAAGUAUCCGAAUGAGAUUGCUGGAGCUAUAGCUUCUUCUGCACCCCUGUGGUUGUUCCCAGGUUUAUCUGAUUGCAAUGGCUUUAGUGUGGUGGCAACAAAUAGUUUCUUAAAAUAUGGUGGGGAAAAUUGUGUGAAAAAUAUACAACACUCGUGGGGCAAUAUCGCAAGCAUUGGACAAGGCCCUGAUGGAAAAGAAUUACUAUCCAAUAUGUUCAAUGUUUGUACUCCUAUAAAUAAUGUUCAAGAUUUAAUAGACUAUCUUGCUGAUUAUUUGGGUACUAUAUCUAUGGUUAAUUAUCCUUAUGCGACUAGUUUCCUCGGUAGUUUACCCGCAUGGCCAGUUAAGUAUAUAUGUUCUGGCUUAUCCACAUACGAUCCUCAGCAACCGGCUGAGACUAGUGUUGCUUUGUUUGCAAAAGCUGUUCUCUCUUUGAUGAACUACACUGGAGAUGAAAAGUGCUUAAAUAUUUCUGGUAGUAUUCCAGGCUUGGAUGCUUCAGGAUGGGAAAUACAGACUUGCAUGGAAAUGACAACACCUAUGUGCGCAUCAGGUCCCGUAAAUAUAAUGCCUCAAGUAAAUUGGGAUCUCAACACCUUCUCAGCUUACUGUCAAAGUCGAUAUGGUGUAAUUCCCCGUGUUAAUUGGUCAAGAGUUGAAUUCUGGAGUAAAUCAGUUUCUACUUCGACCAACAUAUUAUUCAGCAAUGGUGAGAUUGAUCCUUGGUCUGCACUAUCGAUUCCGAAUAACAGUUAUGUCCCCUUCUCUACCGUCAUCAAUAUUUCUGAUGCUGCUCAUCAUCUAGACUUGAGAUCUCCUAAUCCCGCUGAUCCGGAAAGUGUUAUGAAGGCCAGAGAAAUUGAAAAGCAGAAGAUAGUUCAGUGGAUAAAAGAAUGGAACACAAAAGAUCCAACAUUGAAAUUUCUCUCCGGAGUUUUAUCAUUCAACUCCUUCCUAGAUUACCUUGCCUAAUUUCUAGAUAUCGCAUACUACUUCAUUUUGUGUAACAUUCAAAAGAUUAAAUACAUGAUUACAAUGCAUC
Messenger RNA from Heterobilharzia americana, 1684 nucleotides. NCBI's taxonomy places the organism in Eukaryota, Metazoa, Platyhelminthes, Trematoda, Strigeidida, Schistosomatidae. The record is from the annotation of a GenBank genome assembly.